Messenger RNA from Caenorhabditis remanei, 651 nucleotides. RefSeq lists its product as uncharacterized. Bases 1 to 651 code for a protein of 216 amino acids. The transcript has 4 exons. The record is from RefSeq and is a predicted model, not a curated record. NCBI's taxonomy places the organism in Eukaryota, Metazoa, Nematoda, Chromadorea, Rhabditida, Rhabditidae.
AUGCAUACAAAGGUGUAUGUUUCUGAAGACCGGUCCAAAAUACUGGUUCUGUUUUACGAAGCAGCAUGCGUAUUUUCUAAUUUCUAUCCAGCUGGAUUCACUGCUUCAGCACUUCCUAAUUUAGUGAAGAAGUUCGAAAAUGAGAAGGAAGAAGAAAAGAAGAAAUUAACGUUCAAGUGUAGUGAACAGUAUUUUAUGUAUCACAAAGCACUUCUUGUUGGAGAUGAGGAGAUUGCAGAACAAAUUCUAAAUGAGAGUAAUCCAAUGAAGAUGAAAUUGCUAGGUAGAAAGCUGACAAUGAGUAAGGAACAAUUGUAUCAAUGGUCCAAACUGUCAAAAGACGUUAUGUACAACGCAUGUCUUCAAAAGUUCUCAAAUGAUGAAAAAUGCAGAAAAACAUUGUUUCGAACUCACGGAAUGAAACUUGUGGAAGCAUCUCCAACUGAUAAGAUAUGGGGAGUUGGUCUUGACAAGAAUGACAAAAGAUGUGAAGAUGAGAGAACUUGGAGAGGAACGAAUUGGUUGGGAGAGGUUUUGGAUAAAGUACGAGACGAAUUAUGGGAGAGAAACGAAUUCAAGAAUGAGAGAGAACUGAUUGAGAAGGAAAGUCUCGAGACAAGAUGUCAAUUGUUGGAGCAUUUCCCGUGUUAA